This is a messenger RNA of Teleopsis dalmanni, 703 nucleotides long. Its product is annotated as protein sym1. Gene Ontology annotation, cellular component: membrane; cytoplasm. Lineage: Eukaryota; Metazoa; Arthropoda; Insecta; Diptera; Diopsidae. The transcript is spliced from 5 exons. Bases 109 to 666 code for a protein of 185 amino acids. The record is from RefSeq and is a predicted model, not a curated record.
CAGCAUUUAGUCUUGAAGAAUUCAGUCUACUUGCUCAUAUAUAGUAUAUAUAAAAAAACUAUAAACUGCUUAGAUAUUUAUGCAAAUAUAAAAAUUUUUCAUCAAAAAAUGUCUCAACUAUUACAAAAUAUGAAAGUAUUGUUGGGGAAAUAUCCCGUGGUGCGGGGUAUGAUAUCUUACAGUCUUAUAUGGCCAACGAGUAGCGUAAUACAACAGACUAUCGAAGGGAAAAGAUGGGGUGAAUAUGACUGGUGGAGAGUUUUGCGUUUCAGUUUAUAUGGUGGUCUAUUUGUAGCACCUACUCUAUAUAGUUGGAUUAAAGUAUCUAGUGCUAUGUGGCCUGAAUCUACUAUAAUGGCAGGAGUGUGUAAAGCUGCCGUUGAGCAAAUAUCCUAUACCCCUGCUGCCAUGACUUGCUUUUACUUCAUUAUGAGUCUGCUGGAAAGGAAAACUAUACGAGAUGCAGCAGCAGAAGUUAGUAAAAAGUUUUUACCAACUUUUAAAGUUGCGCUCUGUGUUUGGCCCAUUGUUGCAACGAUAAAUUUUACUCUUAUUCCCGAACGCAAUCGAGUGCCGUUUAUAAGUGUCUGUAGUUUAAUCUGGACUUGUUUUCUGGCAUAUAUGAAACAUUUAGAACACCAUCAGAUAAAUGGAAAUGAAUUUUAAUUACACCAUUUUGAUUGUUCUGUGUAUUUUUAUAAUA